UUCAAGAUGAAAUAAUGUUAUACUAUUUUUAACAGAUGGCAACCCUUCAUAUGAUGGUGAUUUUAUAUUACCGAAUAUAUUAACCGAAUGCAUUUUUUUACAUUCUUGCAAGCCUUUAAUACGAAAACUAUAUAAAAAUUUUUUAUAUGUGUAGUUUUAAGUGCAGAUACUCUAUAAGUUAUUGCCCAUAGUUACUAGUUGAUCCUCCAACGCCUGUGGAGGUACUCUUAGAUCCUGGUGGUAGUAGUGGUCGUCACUAAUCCUUCAUAAUAGUCUGUGUGUUAUGAGUUGUGUUAUUGGUUAGUUUAACAGUUCAUUUAGAUAAACAUUCAAAAUUUAUAUUGUCGAUCAAAUCUAUCCGUCUAAAAGCAAACAUUUAUUAUAAUGGCAGACAAUCAUCUCAAUUCACCAGGAAAUGUAAAAAAUAAAAGUUGUCAGAUGCUUACAAAGCCAAAACAAUCAAUUGUAAUUAAAUUAUACCUGAAAAAGAAAAAAGAUAAUCCAAAACAACCAUAUCACAAAAUUAUUAAUGAUAUAGCUCGUGAAUUGAGUCUACCAAUAUUUAUAGUCCAAAAAACAUUAUGUAAUAAUAAAAAAAUUGGUAAUAUUUCUUCAGUAAAAAAUGUAAAUAAUCUACAAACUAUUCAUAACAAGUUAAGUGAGCAGGACAAGAUAUCUAUUAGACAAGUUGUUCAUUCAUUUUAUAUGGAUCAAAAAUUGCCAACUAUUGAUAAAGUGUACAAUAUUGUUAAUAGUAAUAAUGAAUUACCAUGCUUUAAACGAUCUUCUUUUUACCUUUUGUUGAAACGUUUGCACUUUCGAUUAACUAAAAUGAAAAAGAAUAGUUCAGUGUUAACAGAAAAAAAUAGAAUGAUUCUUUUGCGUAGGAAUUAUUUAGAAAAUAUUAAAAAUUUUCGUAAUGAUGGACGUACUAUCUAUUAUUUAGAUGAAACUUGUAUUGAUUUAGAAGAAAAAAGCUAUGUUUGUCGAACACCUGCUGAAGUCCCUAACAAAAUAUUGAUUUUGCUACAUAUCUGUAGUAGUAAAGGAUUUAUCCCUAAUGGUUUACUAUGUGUUGAAUCGACCACAGCUUUGCCAAGCAUUUCCCAAGAAAUGUUUAUUGAAUGGUUUGAAAAUAUAUUAACUAUGUUGGAUAACAAUUGUGUUAUCGUGAUGGAUCAAGCAUCUUGUCACUCGGCUAAGUUUGAUCGAAUUCCAAAUGCAGGUUGGAAAAAAGAAGAUAUUCUUAGCUGGAUGGUAGAAAAACAAUUACCUUUUAAACAUACUAUGAUCAAAGCUGAAUUAUUAGAUAUAAUUAUUAAGAACCGGGAUAAAUUUGAUAAAUUCAUUAUAGAUGAAACAGCUAGGAGGCGGUACAAAAAAGUUUUAAGACUCCCUUUAUAUCAUAAUCAAAUGAAUUUAAUGGAAUAUGCUUGGUCUAUGGUAAAAAAUAGUAUUCGUUACAAUACAAUAUCAAAAGAUAUUUAUUAUUUAGUCACAGCAGGAUUGAAUUCAAUGACUACAAAAAAAUGGAAUAAAUGUUUAGAAGAAGUUAUUAAAAAAGAAAACGAAUUUUGGAAUUUGGAUGACAUUAUGGAUCAAGUAUUGGAUGACAUAGAUGUAGUUACAGAUUACAAUGAAUCAUCAAAUUGUACUGAAUCAUCUGAUAAUGAAGAUACUUAAGAGGUGGUUAAAUUGGUUUUUUUUCGGUUUAUAGCUUAAGUAUAGUAUUUAUAUAUUAUUAUUUUAAUUAUAACGUUCUAUUAGAUAAAAAUUAUUCAUUAGCUAAAUAAUCAAUUUUGUUUUUUUAUUUUUAAUAUAAAAAC
This is a messenger RNA of Daktulosphaira vitifoliae (grape phylloxera), 1826 nucleotides long. RefSeq lists its product as uncharacterized. Lineage: Eukaryota; Metazoa; Arthropoda; Insecta; Hemiptera; Phylloxeridae. The transcript is spliced from 2 exons. The coding region runs from base 385 to 1683 and encodes 432 amino acids. The record is from RefSeq and is a predicted model, not a curated record. Gene Ontology annotation, molecular function: nucleic acid binding.